Messenger RNA from Jaculus jaculus (lesser Egyptian jerboa), 2179 nucleotides. Its product is annotated as zinc finger protein 627-like. Gene Ontology annotation, biological process: regulation of transcription by RNA polymerase II. NCBI's taxonomy places the organism in Eukaryota, Metazoa, Chordata, Mammalia, Rodentia, Dipodidae. The coding region runs from base 1 to 1854 and encodes 617 amino acids. The transcript has 7 exons. Gene Ontology annotation, molecular function: RNA polymerase II cis-regulatory region sequence-specific DNA binding; DNA-binding transcription factor activity, RNA polymerase II-specific. The record is from RefSeq and is a predicted model, not a curated record.
AUGGCAAAAGGAAAAGCCAUCAACACCUACACAGAUAGCAGGACUGAGACUGCCAAUGUAGUGGCCAAGAAGAUCCUAGAGGAAAUCCUCCCAAGAUUUGGAAUUCCUAAGGUAAUUGGGUCCGACAAUGGACCUGCCUUCGUUGCCCAGGAAGUCCGAUGCCAGCCGUGCGCCACGGCGCAGCGCCAGGACCCCGGGGACGGUCGCCGAAGAAACCUGUCCCUGCGCAGCCUGGGGCUGGACUUCGGGCCCUGUCACUCAAGGCUGCGGGGCCGCCCGGCUGCUUCGCCCGGCUCCGCUCCGCUCGCUGCGGCGGAGACUUCCGCGGCGCCGCCCCGGGCGCGUGCGGACCUGCCGGAGCUGGAGCUUGCCACGGGCGAGCCGGGCGCCUGCUGGAAGUCGGAGAUGAACUCUGUAACCAUGGAGGAUGUGGCUGUGAACUUCAGCAAGGAAGAGUGGGCUUUGUUGGAUCCUUUCCAGAAGAAACUCUACAGAGAAGUCAUGAAAGAAGUCUGCAGCAACCUGGCUUCUAUAGGAAACAGGCAUCAAGACCAAAGCAUUGAAGAUCAGUAUAAAAGGCCUAGAAGAAAUCUAGGGCGCAUCAUAUCUCCCUUUGGACAUCAACCACCUAUCAUUGAGGAAUACAGAGAGAAACCAUAUGAACUUAGACAACACAGAAAGCCCUCAGCUUGUCUCACAGGUGUUCAGAGAGAAACAGGACACACUGGAAAAGGACCGCCAAAAUAUAUGACACGUGGAAAAGCCUUCAGCCUUUCUAGUCCUGAUAGAAACUAUAAAGAGGUCCACGGUGGAGAGAAGCCCAGUGAACGGAAGCAAUGUGGUACAACCUUUCCUCCGUCCAUUUCCAUCCAAAAACAUAAGCAGACUAGUAAAGGCCAGAAGCCAUACAAAUGUAAAUAUUGUGGGAAAACCUUCAGUGUAUCUGUUUCCGUUAAAAGACAUGAACAAGCCCAUGCUGGAAAAAAGCACUAUGAAUGUGAACAAUGUAAUACGACCUUUCUUUCUCCGGAAAGUUUUCAAACCCAUAUGAUAGUUAAACACACUGGAAGUGGAAAUUUCAAGUGUAAGGUAUGUGGGAAGACAUUUCCAUAUCCCAGCUUGCUUAGAGUACAUCAAAGAACUCAUACUGGAGAGAAGCCCUAUAAAUGUGAACUGUGUGAUAAAGCUUUCUCUGCUUUUACUUCCUUCCAAAGACACGAACAAUAUCACACUGGAGAAAAGCCCUAUAAGUGUGAACAAUGUGGCAAAACCUUCUUUAGUGUCAUCGAUGUUAAGAGACAUCAGAAGUCUGUGCAUUCUGAAAAUGGACAUUUGAAAUGUAAAGUAUGUGGGAAAACAUUUCAUUUUCUCUGCAUGUUUAGAAGACACGAAAUAUCUCAUACUGGAGAGAAGCCUUUUGAGUGUCAGCAGUGUGGUAAAACCUUUGGAGUUUCCAGUUCUUUUCAUAGACAUAAACGGAGUCAUAGUGAGGAAAAGCCCUAUCAGUGUAAACAGUGUGAUAAAAGAUUCAAAUGCCUAUAUUCCCUUCAAACCCAUGAAAGAACUCAUACGGGAGAGAGGCCCUAUAAAUGCAAAGAUUGCGGUAAAACUUUCAUUUAUGGCAGUACAUUUAGAAGACACAAAAGAAGUCAUACUGGAGAGAAGCUCUUUGAGUGUAAACAGUGUGGGAAAGGCUUCACUUCUAAUACUUCCCUUCGAUGCCAUGAAAGAUGUCAUACUGGAGAGAAGCCCUAUGAAUGUAAAUACUGUGGAAAACUCUUCUCUACUACUUAUAUUAAAAAACAUGAAAUGACUCACCUUGGAAUCACUACACAAUUAAAAAUUAAAAAGUAGCUGAGCACGGUGGUGCACGCCUUUAAUCCCAGCACUUGGGAGGCAGAAGUAGGAGGAUUACCUUGAGUUUGAGGCCACCCUGAAUCUACAUAGUGAAUUCCAGGUCAGUUUGGACUACAGCAAGACCCUACCUCAAAAAAUUUUUUAAAAAGUAAGACCUUCUAGUACCCUUGAUCUUAGCCAGAAGUCUUAAGAAGCAACAAGCCUUCUAUUAAUACAGUGCCUUUUGAAAAUAAAAAAGAACUUACCCUGUACUAAGACCUUAUGGGUACAAAAAGAAAUGAAGGGCUAGAUUGUAAUGGGGAGGUAAUAUGAUGGAGAAUGG